AGCGACAGCAGCACCAGCGGGAGUGGCGGGGCGCAGCAAAGGGAGCUGGAGCGCAUGGCUGAGGUUCUGGUCACCGGAGAGCAGCUACGAGAUAAAACUUAUGUAUAAUGAAAUGCACCAUUUGAUGAGUAUUGACUAAGACAUACAUCUGUGAAACCCAAACCCCUAUCUGGAUAUCUUUGAAUGCUUUUGGCUGCAAGAAACAGAAAAUCGACUCAAACAAUGUAUUCACCCACGUAACUGGAAAUCCAGGAGAUGUGAAUAACCAACUGAUACCAUGCUCAGGCUGCAUGAAGAAAAGGUUAUUAAAGAUAGGCGACAUCAUCUCAAAACCUACCCAAACUGUUUUGUUGCGAAAGAACUGAUUGACUGGCUGAUUGAACACAAAGAGGCUUCUGACAGAGAGACGGCAAUUAAACUCAUGCAGAAAUUAGCAGACCGGGGCAUUAUUCAUCACGUGUGUGAUGAGCAUAAGGAAUUCAAGGAUGUCAAACUCUUCUAUCGCUUUAGAAAGGAUGACGGCACCUUCCCAUUGGACAACGAAGUGAAGGCCUUCAUGAGAGGACAGAGGCUGUAUGAGAAGCUGAUGAGCCCUGAAAACACACUCCUGCAGCCCAGGGAAGAGGAAGGGGUCAAGUAUGAGCGCACCUUCAUGGCGUCUGAAUUCCUGGAUUGGCUGGUUCAAGAGGGUGAGGCCACCACAAGGAAAGAGGCGGAACAGCUUUGCCACCGGCUUAUGGAGCACAGCAUCAUACAGCACGUGUCCAACAAGCACCCGUUUGUGGACAGCAAUCUUCUCUACCAGUUCAGAAUGAACUUCCGGCGGAGGCGAAGACUGAUGGAGCUGCUCAAUGAAAAAUCCCCCUCCUCCCAGGAAACUCAUGACAGCCCCUUCUGCCUGAGGAAGCAGAGCCAUGACAAUCGGAAAUCUACCAGUUUUAUGUCAGUCAGCCCCAGCAAGGAGGUCAAGAUCGUGUCUGCCGUGCGGAGGAGCAGCAUGAGCAGCUGCGGCAGCGGCUACUUCAGCGGCAGCCCCCCUCCCAGCAGCAGCCCCCCCGUGCUCUGCAACCCCAAGUCUGUGUUAAAAAGACCUGUCACUUCGGAGGAACUCCUGACUCCUGGGGCUCCGUAUGCGAGGAAGACAUUCACGAUUGUUGGUGACGCAGUAGGCUGGGGCUUUGUGGUGCGAGGCAGUAAGCCAUGCCACAUCCAGGCCGUGGAUCCCAGUGGCCCAGCAGCUGCAGCAGGAAUGAAGGUCACCGGUCUUAAUGGCAGAGGGAAAGAGACCAUGGUGAAUCCCACAAUGGCACCUAAAACUUCCACUCAGCCUGGCACGCAUCAUUUCUGCUCACAUUUCUUUGGCCAAAUCACUUGGCCGCACCUAACUUCAGUGCAAUUCCACCAUGUGCCUGGGGAAAGAACCAAAAAUAUCUGGUGCACAGCGUGAAUGACUCCCGCAAAUAUGUUCCAUGAUGGUUAAUCUUAUGUGUCAGCUUCCCUGGGUCACCACGGUGCCCAAAUAUUUGUUGAAGCAUUAUUCUGGAUGUUUUUGUGAGGGUGCUUUAGGACGAUAUUUACAUUUAAAUCAAUGGAUUUUGAGUAAAGCAGAUUGCCCUCCGUGAUAUGGGUGGGCCUCGUCCAAUCAGUUGAAGGUCUGAAUAGAACAAAAGACUGACCAUCCCCUGAGCAAGAAGGAAUUUUGCCAUCAGACAGCUUUUGGACUUGAAAUGUAACAUUGACUCUUCUUGGGUCUCCAGCCUGUGGGCCCACCCUGCAGAUUUUGGACUUACUAGCCUCCUUGAUCAGGUGAGCUAAUUCCUUUAAAUAAUUACCUUUAUACACACAUCCUAUUGGUUCUGUUACUCUGGAGAACCCUGACUGAUAAACGUACCCACACUAUGUAUGAUGCAUGCUGAUGUUUGUUCGUUUUUUCAAUUUAAUUGCAUUCUAUCAUACUCCAUUAUAUUCUAUUUUUUUUAAAUGCUAGUCACAA
Messenger RNA from Balaenoptera ricei (Rice's whale), 1993 nucleotides. It is a transcript of the gene DEPTOR, whose product is annotated as DEP domain containing MTOR interacting protein. The record is from RefSeq and is a predicted model, not a curated record. Gene Ontology annotation, biological process: intracellular signal transduction; negative regulation of TOR signaling. Bases 278 to 1447 code for a protein of 389 amino acids. The transcript is spliced from 10 exons. Gene Ontology annotation, molecular function: protein binding. Lineage: Eukaryota; Metazoa; Chordata; Mammalia; Artiodactyla; Balaenopteridae.